GAGUCGCCAACCUUGUUUUGCAAGCAUUACAAGAUUAAAGUCAUGUAAAUGGUAAAAGCUAAUGCCCCGUCUUUGUGAAUCGCCAUCCGAUUCCAAGACAUUCAAAUAGUGCAAGUUAAAAUGAUAGUUGUGAGGGUUUAGUACCAAAUUUUUCUUUGUUUAUAGUCAAAAUCUUAAUUUUACUUUUUUUUUUUGAUUUUAUAAAUUGAAAUAAAAUAAAGUAAAAGAGGAAGUGAGGUGGGUUUCACUUUUUCAAGGGUCUCAUUUCAUAAAGAUUAGAACUUGUUGCUCAAGUUCAAGUCGCUUUUAAAACCACUCCAAGCCGAGGAAGAGUCGCUAGAUCAAGCAAGACGAAGAUGGAGUGCGUAUUCGGAAUGGUUGGGAACGGCUUCGCCGUGGUGGUGGCCGACACAUCGGCGGUGAACAGCAUUCUCGUUCACAAAUCCAACGAGGACAAGAUCAUGGUCCUUGACUCACACAAGCUCGUUGCCGCUAGCGGCGAGUCUGGUGACAGGGUUCAAUUUACUGAGUACAUACAGAAAAACGUAGCUUUGUACCAAUUCCGUAAUGGGAUUCCCCUUACCACUGCUGCCGCUGCUAACUUUACUCGGGGCGAGCUCGCCACCGCUUUACGAAAGAAUCCUUACUCUGUCAACAUCCUUUUAGCUGGAUAUGAUAAGGAGACAGGGCCAUCACUCUAUUACAUCGACUACAUUGCCACACUUCACAAGGUUGAGAAGGGAGCAUUUGGUUAUGGAUCCUACUUUUCACUCUCUAUGAUGGAUAGACAUUUUCACAGUGGCAUGUCAUUGGAAGAAGCGAUUGAUUUGGUCGAUAAAUGCAUUAUGGAGAUUCGAUCUAGGCUGGUUGUUGCACCACCAAAUUUCUUGAUCAAGAUUGUUGACAAAGAUGGAGCAAGACAGUAUGCUUGGCGUGAAUCCAUCAGUGAUACUAGUGUCGUUCCUUCUGUUUGACGUUUUAGUGACUGUUGUUAUCAUCAGACCUUAUUUUCUGUUGUUUUUAUUUUGGGCUUUUAGUUUGUAUAAUCAACAGAGGAACCAUGUCUAGACUUGAUUUCAAUUUCAAAUACCCCAAUAGUAUCAUCUCAGUUGGCAAUGUCACCAGGCCAAGUAUUGUCUCUUGACUCUCUUCUGCCCAAGCCUCUGGUCCUAAGUGAGGAUGUUAGAGCCGGCCAUGUCCACCCUAAUCUGAGACCAGUGGUAACAAGAGAGGACUUAUAUAUUGAUGGUUAUAAUUAAGGGAAAGAUUAAUCAUGUCAAA
Cannabis sativa is the source of this 1281-nucleotide messenger RNA. Its product is annotated as proteasome subunit beta type-2-B. The transcript has 3 exons. Gene Ontology annotation, cellular component: cytosol; nucleus; proteasome core complex. Gene Ontology annotation, biological process: proteasomal protein catabolic process. The record is from RefSeq and is a predicted model, not a curated record. The coding region runs from base 357 to 974 and encodes 205 amino acids. Lineage: Eukaryota; Viridiplantae; Streptophyta; Magnoliopsida; Rosales; Cannabaceae. Gene Ontology annotation, molecular function: peptidase activity.